Sphaeramia orbicularis (orbiculate cardinalfish) is the source of this 2527-nucleotide messenger RNA. It is a transcript of the gene trim25, whose product is annotated as tripartite motif containing 25. The record is from RefSeq and is a predicted model, not a curated record. Bases 121 to 2133 code for a protein of 670 amino acids. The transcript has 9 exons. Gene Ontology annotation, molecular function: zinc ion binding; protein binding. NCBI's taxonomy places the organism in Eukaryota, Metazoa, Chordata, Actinopteri, Kurtiformes, Apogonidae.
CCUGAUUCUCCUGCAGUGUCAGAACCGUGUGAUCUGUCCUGAGUCUGAUUGACCGAACUCUAACACCUGUCUCUACCCCUGACUGGAGUGAUUUUUAGAGACGAGGAUACAAGCCACGUCAUGGCGGAAGUGGAUGAAGGCCAGUUUUCUUUGCUGGGUCUGGAGGAUGAGCUGACCUGCAGCAUCUGUCUGAGCCCCUUCGACUGCCCUGUAACCAUCCCCUGCGGACACAACUUCUGUCAGAGCUGCCUCAACGUCACCUGGACAGACAGUUACAUCUGUCCCCAAUGUCGGACCCACUUUGCCACCAAACCGGAGCUGAAGAAGAACACGGUCCUCAGCACCGUGGUGGAGACCUUCAAAGGCAGAUCCGGCAUCAGCGAUGCCGGCAGCACCAGCCUGUCCAGGGAGCAGAGCCAGACCGAGGACAAGCCUGUCCCAGCCAUCCGCUGUGACACAUGCAUGGAAGCAGAAGCCUCUCAGACCUGUCUGACCUGCAUGGCUUCGUUCUGUGAGGAGCACCUGAGGCCCCACAAGGAGAACCCCAUCUUCCGCCUCCAUCAGCUGAGUGAGCCUGUCGGUGACCUGUCUGAGCGCAUCUGCCCUGACCACAACAAACUGAUGGAGCUCUUCUGCUGCCAACACAGCCAGCCCAUCUGCAGCCUCUGCCUCCAGCAGCUCCACAAAGGCUGCCCCUUUGUGUCUCCAGAGGAGCAGAGGAACAAGAAAGAGUCUGACCUGAGAGCUAAUUUGGACGUCCUGGAUGGGAAGAUUAUGAAGAAUGCAAACGUCUUAACUCAAAUGAAGAACUUGCAAGACACCCUUAAGGACUCGGCUACCAACAGGAAGAGGGCCAUGGCAGUGAAGUAUCAGCAGAUGCGGGAAAUGUUGGUCCAGGCGGAGCACGAAGCUAUGAAUGCAGUGGACCGGGAGGUGGAGACGGGCCAGACCAAACUCAGUGGCCUCAUGAAGAAGUUGAAUGAGAACAUUGAAAAAAUGAGCAAGGCUAAAGAAGACAUCCACAGUCAGCUGAAACAGACCCAAACCCUGGCCUUCCUCAAGGGUUCGUAUCAGCUGCCCCAAGCUGUGAACUUUGACCCAUACACCCCUCGAAUCAGCCUGGACUCUAAGAAGGUUUUGGCAUCACAGGCCUUUACUACUGCCCUGAAGGAAUAUCUGACAGAGCUUCUAAAUAGACCUGUUGAGGCCAGACUACCACUGUUUACAGCAGGUGAAAAGCCGACCUCAGCCUCAGGAUUUAAACCUUGGAGUUCUGGCCCUCAACAGGUUUAUGGCUUCACUCCAGAUAUGCUUUUGCCAGGACCUACAAAACUCCCAAGGUCUCACAGUCCAGGUCCAAAUUCUCAAGCUAAAGGGCAGCAAAAGAAGAAACCUCAGAAACCAAACAAAAAAACUUUGGAGCCUUCAGAAAUCAAUAUGGCAAUGAAAAAUCUAUCUCUUUCCAUGGAGCAACUGCCAGAAGUCAGGGAAAGUGACAAACCCAGAGGCCGUCCGGCUACAGCUAAACCCAAGGAGAAAUCAGAAACUGCAGACAUUCCCCCAACCAUGAUAUCUGCUGAAAAAAGAAACGAACUUCUGAAGUAUGGUACAGUCCUCACUUUUGAUGAGAAGACAGCCCACAAGCGCAUCAUGCUGUCUGAGGGCUUUACAAAGGCUUCUGUGACAGAGCACAUUAACUACCCCGACUGCCCAGAGCGCUUCGCUGUCUGUUCUCAGGUACUUGCCUCCAAGGGCUUUUCUAGAGGCCGCCAUUACUGGGAGGUGAAGCUGAGCUGCAAUAACUUCAUCGGUAUCGGUUUAGCUUACGGCACCAUGAACCGCAAAGGUCCCACGAGUCGCCUGGGUCGCAAUGACCAGUCCUGGUGUGUGGAGUGGUUCAAUGUGAAACUGUCGGCUUGGCAUAACAGCAGUGAGACGGUUCUGGUCAAUCCCAACCCGAAGCGUGUAGGUGUGCUGCUGGACUGUGACGGCGGCACUGCCACCUUCUAUAACGUGGCGGACAGGGCUUAUCCUUUCCACUCAUUUGUGUUCCCCUUUGCCAGUGCCGUGUAUCCAGCCUUCUGGAUUUUCUCCAGUGGCUCUUCUGUUUCUCUGUGUAAGCUGCAGGGAUAAGAUACACAUGCACAUGCACACAUGUUUCCACAUAGGCACACAACUGUACACACCUAAGGGGUUUUGGUUUUUGGUAUGCAACACUUGUUUGAUACUUAAAGAAGAUAAUUCCCUCUUCAUUUUUGGAAACCAAUUGAAAUCCACAAAAACAUACUAAAUUAGCUGAUAACUCCUCCCCUAAAUUUGCAGAUAACUCCUCCCCUAAAUUAGCUGAUAACUCCUCCCCUGAAUUAGCUGAAAACUCCUCCCCUGAAUUAGCUGAAAACUCCUCCCUUAAGUUAGCUGAUAACUCCUCCCCUAAAUUAGAUGAUAACUCCUCCCCUAAAUUAGAUGAUAACUCCUCCCCUAAAUUAGCUGAUAACUCCUCCCCUAAGUUAGAUGAUAACUCCUCUCC